AUGGCGCCCGGUGCCUGGGGUGCACCGUUGCUGACCAGCUCCGGCUGCAGAUGCUGCAAGGCACACUGGAGCGAGCGAGCUACAGACCGCCAGCCGGACGCGAUCCACGAGUACAAGGUCCGGAUAGCAGGGGCGUCGACACGGAAGGGUUUCGACUCGUGGCGGGAAGUACACGAAACGGGCAGAUCCGAGGGACUGCUCGUGAUGAACGGCCGGAUGAGAGGGGACCCAGAAGGCCGCCUAACUUUCCCUAAGGGGGAGGCAGGCGGUAGUAUGAUCGAUUUAUUCAUAGCGACUCCGCGUGUGCUUCAGCAGUACGCCACCUUUCUGAGGGUAGGAAACCUGAUCGAGUUGGAUGGAUGGGAGCCCACCGACCACCGUCCUUUGACGCUUGUUCUUAAUGUUACAGUGGAUGACGAAAGCAGGUGUAGGGACGGUAAAGGCCGGAAAGCCCGGGUGGAGCUUGAUAUUGCACGAUACCAGGAUUACGCGGAAUAUUUUGAGGGGGGGUCCCCUACUAUGAAUGCCUUAAGCCAAGUGGCCGAGGACCUGCAGAGGGGAGUUUGCAACACCACACAAGCUGUCGAACGCAUUGGAGGUGCCCUGUACAAAGUCCUGGUGAGGGCCUUCGAUACCCACCGACCUACCGGCAUGACGGCAGGUGGGGAUACGGUUUGGUGGAACCGGGAAUGUCAACAAACACGGCAACGCAUGCUGGAGAGUAGAGCCCAACUGGGUCCAGGCCGGGCAAAACCCCCGAAACAGCUGCGAACCGAGGGCACCAUUGGACUCACGUACACGGCUUCACCAGGCACACUGGAGCGAGCGAGCUACAGACCGCCAGCCGGACGCGAUCCACGAGUACAAGGUCCGGAUAGCAGGGGCGUCGACACGGAAGGGUUUCGACUCGUGGCGGGAAGUACACGAAACGGGCAGUACGCCACCUUUCUGAGGGUAGGAAACCUGAUCGAGUUGGAUGGAUGGGAGCCCACCGACCACCGUCCUUUGACGCUUGUUCUUAAUGUUACAGUGGAUGACGAAAGCAGGUGUAGGGACGGUAAAGGCCGGAGAGCCCGGGUGGAGUUUGAUAUUGCACGAUACCAGGAUUACGCGGAAUAUUUUGAGGGGGGGUCCCCUACUAUGAAUGCCUUAAGCCAAGUGGCCGAGGACCUGCAGAGGGGAGUUUGCAACACCACACAAGCUGUCGAACGCAUUGGAGGUGCCUUCUACAAAGUCCUGGUGAGGGCCUUCGAUGCCCACCGACCUACCGGCAUGACGGCAGUGGAUGACGAAAGCAGGUGUAGGGACGGUAAAGGCCGGAGAGCCCGGGUGGAGUUUGAUAUUGCACGAUACCAGGAUUACGCGGAAUAUUUUGAGGGGGGGUCCCCUACUAUGAAUGCCUUAAGCCAAGUGGCCGAGGACCUGCAGAGGGGAGUUUGCAACACCACACAAGCUGUCGAACGCAUUGGAGGUGCCUUCUACAAAGUCCUGGUGAGGGCCUUCGAUGCCCACCGACCUACCGGCAUGACGGCAGGUGGGGAUACGGUUUGGUGGAACCGGGAAUGUCAACAAACACGGCAACGCAUGUUGGAGAGUAGGGCCCAGCUGGGUCCAGGCCGGAUCCGCAUGGACAUGGAAAUCGUGCACUUGGAGCGCCGCGCUACCGACCUCGCCAACCUGCUGGCCGCCAACACCACCCGCCAUACUCGCCGCUCGCCGCUGUUGGCGGCGCUGGAGGCCAAGGUCCAGGCAGCCCAGCAGGCGUACGAGGACAUUGCGUUGAGUGAGAAGCAAGUGGACAAGGCCUUCCGGCGGGAGUUCAGCAGCCGGCCUGACCUCUGGGAUGACGCGCAAAAGGUCUACCGUACCAGAUCGCAUCUGCUGCAUGGCUCUGCCUCGACGGGGAGUCUCGGAGCGACUGUCCCUGGCGCCGCCGCCACCACCGCCCCCUCCCCACCCCCCGGGUUCGUAACCACGGCUCGUCUGCCCAGGAAGACAGCUCUAGAGCUACUCGGCAAGAGUCCGGAGGGCCAAGCCCUGGCGGCGGCAUUGGAGGCUCCCGGCCCGGGGGAAGUGUCCCAGUCGCAAUCGACCACCUCAGUGCCGGUCCUAAGUCGCCAAGGCACCAUGAACCGCGGCGCCCUCUCCGGUCGACUGACCGCGCUUGACUCCCUAGGGGCCAGUGCCGCCGGCGCCGGCUCCCCUCACUCGGAGGUGCUGCUCACCACCCCCCGCCGGCCGCUGAGGGACAUGUCCCACGUAGCUAGGCCGCUGCCAAGACCGGGAUCAGCGCUACAGGCCUUUCUGCAGAAGCAUCUGGAACCGCAGGGGCUGAAGGGCGGUGCGGCGGCGGCUGUGGCGGCGGCGGCGGUGGGAAUGGUCCCAUUAGAUAGAUCAAGUCACUGGACGGUGGUCAGGGAACCAACCAUCUGGCGCGAGCAGCUCACCCACUCGCAUCCAAAAGGCACGACGGAGAACACCGGCCGAACCAACAAAAAGAUCGAUAAUGCUCCACCUGCUUCACCCUUGGGGAAGCCCAUGAACUCCCGCAGUGCCGUCAGCUGGUCUAAAUCUGGAACAUCACUAACGUACCCUGGCAGUGAAUCAGUAAGCAGACACCCCUGCACUUGUGUGGAACUUCUGUUCGUCGUAACCUCUGUUCGUCGCCAUGCCAGCCGUGCGCUGCACAUGGCACGGCGGGGUUCACCCAGCAGUGGAAACAACCAUGCUAGCACCGCAUCAACAAUUCAGGCCAUAGGAGAUCUCGCUUUGUCACUGCUCAUAAAAGGAGAUGAAAUGACCCAACGGAUACAGCAAAACCAGUAA
Molecule: messenger RNA, 2826 nt
Organism: Volvox carteri f. nagariensis
Lineage: Eukaryota; Viridiplantae; Chlorophyta; Chlorophyceae; Chlamydomonadales; Volvocaceae
Exons: 15
Coding region: 1-2826 (941 amino acids)
Source: RefSeq, a predicted model, not a curated record